AUGGGCGAGCCUCUAGGACUGCUCCAGGUGACUGUUAUUCAAGGAAAGAAACUUGUAAUCCGAGACUUCAAGUCAAGUGAUCCUUACGUGAUAGUCAAAUUGGGAAAUGAGUCAGCCAAGACCAAAGUGAUCAACAAUUGUCUGAAUCCUGUGUGGGAUGAGGAACUGAGCUUUACACUCAAAGAUCCUGCAGCUGUUCUUGCAUUGGAAGUUUUUGAUAAAGAUAGGUUCAAGGCAGAUGACAAAAUGGGUCAUGCCUCUCUCAGCCUUCAACCGCUAAUCUCAGUUGCUAGACUAAGGCAUGUAGUGCGUGUGUCUUCUGGCGAGACAACGCUUAGGAAAGUGUUACCGGAUCCAGAUAACUGCGUAUCUCGUGAAAGCACCAUCAGUUGCAUAGACGGAGAGGUGGUGCAGAGCGUGUGGCUGAGGCUUUGCGCUGUUGAAUCGGGUGAGAUUGAGUUGAAGAUCAAGUUGAUUGAACAAAGGAGUAGCAUUUAG
Messenger RNA from Arabis nemorensis, 498 nucleotides. Lineage: Eukaryota; Viridiplantae; Streptophyta; Magnoliopsida; Brassicales; Brassicaceae. The record is from the annotation of a GenBank genome assembly.